AGCGGCAAGCAAACGAAACUAAUCUUUGAGGGUGAGUGAGUUGUCGCCAAAGAAAACGUUUGCGCUGAGAAGUACUCCAGAGCUCGUAGCAAACGGUUGUCGUUCGUUGUCAUCUGUGGUCGUCCAACAAAAAUUUAUAAUCGACGUUGCCUUUCAUCUACUGCGGUGCGGUACGGUGUAUUGCUGAUCUAGGAUCAGAUUUUUUUCUCGGUUAAGUAAUAAAUAAAAUAUAUACGAAUAUUAAAAUUAAACUUUAGUGUGCUCUACGGUCAUCGUACAAAACAUAAAUUACAGUAUUUUCAAAUUAAUAAAUAAGUGCAGUAGAAAGGAGAAAGCAAUUUUCGUAACCAAUAAUGUCGAAGCCGCAAACAGAUGAGGAGCGCCGCAAGCAAAUUAGUGUGCGCGGUAUUGCCGAGGUCGGCAACGUCACACUGGUCAAAAAGAAUUUCAAUCGCCACCUUCACUACACGUUGGUGAAGGAUCGUAAUGUGGCAACAUUGCGCGAUUACUACUUUGCAUUGGCCAACACUGUGCGCGAUAAUAUGGUGGGCAGAUGGAUACGCACCCAGCAGAUGUACUACGAAAAGGACCCAAAACGCGUCUACUAUUUGUCUCUGGAAUACUAUAUGGGUCGUUCACUCCAAAAUACCAUGAUUAAUCUUGGUAUUCAGAGUGAAUGUGAAGAGGCUAUGUAUCAGUUGGGUUUGGAUAUUGAGAACCUCGAGGACAUGGAAGAAGAUGCUGGUUUGGGUAAUGGCGGCUUGGGUCGUUUGGCUGCUUGUUUCCUAGACUCUAUGGCCACUCUCGGUUUGGCUGCCUAUGGCUACGGCAUUCGUUAUGAAUACGGUAUUUUCGCACAGAAGAUAAUGAAUGGCGAGCAACAGGAGGAGCCUGAUGAUUGGUUGCGUUAUGGCAAUCCAUGGGAGAAAGCACGCCCAGAAUUCAUGAAGCCAGUACACUUCUAUGGACGUGUCAUUGAUACACCCGAGGGCAAGAAGUGGGUGGACACUCAAGUUGUGUAUGCCAUGCCAUAUGACAACCCCAUUCCCGGUUAUGGAAACAAUCACGUCAAUACGUUGCGCUUAUGGUCGGCUAAAAGCCCCAUCGAUUUCAAUCUGAAAUUCUUCAACGAUGGUGACUACAUCCAAGCUGUGUUGGAUCGUAACCUUGCUGAGAACAUUUCACGUGUACUCUAUCCCAAUGACAACUUCUUUGAGGGUAAGGAGUUGCGUCUCAAGCAGGAAUACUUCAUGGUUGCCGCCACUCUCCACGAUAUUGUACGUCGCUACAAGACCUCCAAAUUUGGUUCAAGGGAAACCGUGCGUCAUCACUUUGAUCACUUCCCCGAUAAGGUCGCCAUCCAAUUGAACGAUACCCAUCCAUCGUUGGCUAUUCCCGAAUUGAUGCGCAUUCUCAUCGAUGAGGAGAACUUGGAUUGGGAUAAGGCUUGGGAUAUUACUGUUCGUACCUGCGCCUACACCAACCACACCGUGUUGCCAGAAGCUUUGGAGCGCUGGCCCGUUUCAAUGCUCGAAUCCAUUCUGCCAAGGCAUCUACAAAUCAUCUAUCAUAUAAAUUUCUUGUUCAUGGAUAAAGUGGCCAAGAAAUAUCCAGGUGAUUUUGACCGCAUGCGUCGCAUGUCGCUGGUAGAAGAAGAUGGCGAGAAGCGUAUUAACAUGGCUCACGUGUCCAUUGUGGGCUCUCACGCUGUAAACGGUGUGGCUGCCAUCCAUUCGGAAAUUUUGAAGAAGGAUCUCUUCCGUGACUUCUAUGAAUUUGAGCCACAUAAGUUCCAGAACAAGACGAAUGGUAUUACUCCGCGUCGUUGGUUGUUACUUUGCAACCCCGGUUUGUCCGACUUGAUCGCCGAAAAGAUCGGCGACGAAUGGCCAGUUCAUUUGGAGCAGCUUGUUGCUCUGAAGAAAUGGGCCAAGGACCCCAACUUCCAACGCAAUGUGGCGCGCGUGAAACAAGAGAACAAACUGAAGUUAGCUCAAAUAUUGGAGAAAGAUUAUGGCAUCAAAGUGAAUCCCGCCUCCAUGUUCGAUAUUCAAGUUAAGCGUAUCCACGAGUACAAACGUCAAUUAUUGAACUGCUUGCACAUCAUUACUUUGUACAAUCGCAUCAAGAAGGAUCCCACAGCCAACUUUACACCGCGCACAAUUAUGAUCGGUGGCAAGGCUGCUCCUGGUUACUAUGUAGCCAAGCAGAUCAUUAAGCUUAUCUGUGCUGUGGCCAAUGUUGUCAACAACGAUCCGAUUGUGGGUGACAAGCUGAAAGUCAUCUUUUUGGAGAACUACCGUGUCACCUUGGCCGAAAAGAUUAUGCCUGCUGCUGAUCUCUCCGAGCAAAUCUCCACUGCCGGCACUGAGGCAUCCGGUACUGGUAACAUGAAAUUCCAGUUGAACGGUGCACUCACCAUUGGUACCUUGGACGGCGCCAAUGUCGAAAUGGCUGAGGAAAUGGGCAACGAGAACAUUUUCAUUUUCGGUAUGACCGUGGAGGAAGUUGAGGCGCUUAAGAAACGUGGAUACAACGCCUACGAUUACUACAAUAAGAAUCCCGAGAUCAGACAAUGCAUCGAUCAAAUACAGGGUGGAUUCUUUAGUCCAAGCAAUCCCAAUGAAUUCAAAAAUAUUGCAGAUAUUUUGCUGAAGUACGAUCACUACUAUUUGUUGGCCGAUUAUGAUGCAUACAUCAAAGCACAAGAAUUGGUAUCGAAGACCUACCAGAACCAAGCCAAAUGGUUGGAAAUGUCCAUCAACAAUAUCGCUUCCAGUGGUAAAUUCUCAUCGGAUCGCACCAUUGCCGAAUAUGCCAGAGAAAUUUGGGGUGUCGAGCCCACCUGGGAGAAACUGCCCGCACCUGAGGACACACCAGCGGCAAAAUAAAUUCAUUUUGAUUUUAUGCUUUUGAGAUUGAACUUUAUUUUUAUUAAAGUCCAUUUAUGCGGAACUGUUAUUUAAUUCAAAAACAAAAGCGCACCCUUAUUUUAUCCAUAUUUCUGAUAUUUCAUUCUAGUAAAACUAAAACCACACAAAUUUUAGUGAUGAGCUAAAAAAAGCAAAAGAUUUGUUGAUAUAAAAGCGAACUUUAAACGGCCAAAGAACAAAAGGAAGUAAGUUUAAAAAAUACACAAAUGUCCUAUAAUUAUACAAGUUACAACAAUGAUGAACUACUAAUGCAACAAAAGCCUACCGUAACAGCUCAGGAAAUAAACAAUUUUUUUAACUCUCGCAAUCGGCAAGAAAAUGAACAACGUUUAAAUUUACAAACAUACACAUAUUUUAGGAUAUUUGAUUGAUAUUUUUAUUAACUAUUAUUAAAAAUUAAGUCUUUUAACGAAUUGUUAAACAAAUACAUGCAUACAUUUAACUCACAAUUCAAGAAGCUACUAGCAACGCAUGUGCGACACUAAAGAAUUGUAAACAUUUAAUGUAAAAAAUGCUUAGAGAUCGUUAAUAAAUUUGAUCCUCAAAAUGGAAACUAAA
Anastrepha obliqua is the source of this 3491-nucleotide messenger RNA. Its product is annotated as glycogen phosphorylase. NCBI's taxonomy places the organism in Eukaryota, Metazoa, Arthropoda, Insecta, Diptera, Tephritidae. Gene Ontology annotation, cellular component: cytoplasm. The transcript is spliced from 4 exons. The coding region runs from base 354 to 2891 and encodes 845 amino acids. The record is from RefSeq and is a predicted model, not a curated record. Gene Ontology annotation, molecular function: glycogen phosphorylase activity; pyridoxal phosphate binding. Gene Ontology annotation, biological process: glycogen catabolic process.